UAUGGGAAAUAAAUCAUCUAAAAAUAAGAAGGAUUGUUUUAUGACUAUGUAAAUUGGAAAGAGAUAGCCUAUUUAAGUGAUUAUAAGAUUAUUUGAUCAAUAAUGUCCAAAAACUUGUUAAAAUUUCAGAAAAUUAUGUUAAACAAAAUAUGGAGGAACAAAUUUUCAUAGAUGUACUGAAAAUUUCAUUGCUUAAGGAGGAGAUUAUGAAAGAGGUGAUGGCACUGGAGGUACAAGUAUAUGGGGAAAUUAUUUCAAGGAUGAAAACUUUAUUAUUAAACAUGAUAAAAGAGGAAUUGUUUCAAUGGCAAAUAGAGGUGCUAAUACAAAUGGAUCUUAAUUCUUUUUUACUUUAAAUGCUUGUCCAUAACUUGAUGGUAAACAUGUUGCAUUUGGAGAAAUUAUCUCUGGUUUUGAAAUUUUAGAUUAGAUUUCUGAAAUAUCAACUUAUGGAGGAGAUCCUAAAGAAUUAGUACAAAUACUAGCAUCAGGAAUAUGCUAAUGA
Molecule: messenger RNA, 505 nt
Organism: Paramecium pentaurelia
Lineage: Eukaryota; Ciliophora; Oligohymenophorea; Peniculida; Parameciidae
Source: the annotation of a GenBank genome assembly